AUGCUCUCCAACGCCGUCCUCCGCGUCGCCCGCCCCUCUGGGCUCUGGCGACGAGCACCGUCAGCGCCGUUGCGCGCGUUCAGCAAUGCACCCGCCAGGCGGCACCCCGUCCCCGCCACCUACAAGCAUCCAGAGAUGGAAGAUCCCCAGCUGAAUGGAUACCCGAGACUGCCAUAUGUUUCCAGGCAAUACCUGCCGCCGAAGGGGUGGGAGGACCCGCAGAUGAGACGCAACUUUGGCGAUACUUUGCACGAGCAAGAGGAAAUCCUCUCCAUGUGGGGUCCUGAUAUCUCAGUUGUUCCGCCCGAGACCGCCCUGCGUCAGUUCUCGCUCGCAGUCCUUGUUUUCGUUGGCAUCGGCGCCAUCUGCUACGCACUCGUCCCUGACAGUCCCGUGCUUCCCCGUCAAUACCCCUUUGACGGCCUGAAGGAGGAACUCGGAGGACUG
Messenger RNA from Gloeophyllum trabeum ATCC 11539, 447 nucleotides. RefSeq lists its product as uncharacterized. Gene Ontology annotation, cellular component: mitochondrion. NCBI's taxonomy places the organism in Eukaryota, Fungi, Basidiomycota, Agaricomycetes, Gloeophyllales, Gloeophyllaceae. The transcript has 2 exons. The record is from RefSeq and is a predicted model, not a curated record. The annotation marks the transcript as partial.